Zea mays is the source of this 2510-nucleotide messenger RNA. RefSeq lists its product as uncharacterized. The record is from RefSeq and is a predicted model, not a curated record. Gene Ontology annotation, molecular function: guanyl-nucleotide exchange factor activity. The coding region runs from base 244 to 1977 and encodes 577 amino acids. The transcript is spliced from 5 exons. NCBI's taxonomy places the organism in Eukaryota, Viridiplantae, Streptophyta, Magnoliopsida, Poales, Poaceae.
CGCUAAUCCGCCAUUCAAACGAGAUUAGCACAAAAAAAAAACAAUAAACAAACAGAGGAAGCAGCGCAGUCGGAGGCAGUGAGGUGAGCUCGCCCUCCUGCUCCUGCUCCUGCUCCCGCAGCUGCGCUGUGCUGCCAUCGCUUUCCCCUCCUCCCAGUCCCACCCCCAGAUUCGCAUGCGCGCUUCCCUCUCCACCGCCACAGGCACAGCGUCAGCGCCUAGCUUAGCCAGCUCGCCGCCGCAAUGGCGACCGCGUCGGAGGACGAGGCCGCCUCGGACCGCUGCAGCGGCAGCUACAGCCCCAGCGCCGAUGUCAGCGAGUCCGAGACCUCCAGCGACUGCUCCGCGCCCACCACCCGCCGCUUCGCCUCCUCUUCCUCCGCCUCCGCCUCCGCCUCCGCCACCGUCUCCCGCCGCCUCGCGUCCUCCUCCUCGUCGCUGCCCACCCCGGCAUCGGCCGCCGCCUUCUACCUCUCCAAGCCACCCUCCUCCGACCUCUCCGCAAGUUCCUAUCCUUGCCCGUGCGCUUCUGUGGCGCCAGAGAUCGACAUGAUGAAGGAGCGCUUCGCCAAACUCCUGCUCGGCGAGGACAUGUCCGGCAGCGGCAAGGGCGUCUGCACCGCGCUCGCCAUCUCCAACGCCAUCACCAACCUCUCCGCCACCGUGUUCGGCGAGCUGUGGAGGCUGGAGCCGCUCGCGAAGGCGAGGAAGGCGAUGUGGACGCGGGAGAUGGAGUGGUUGCUCUCCGUCUCCGACUCCAUCGUCGAGCUCACCCCCUCCAUCCAGGAGCUCCCCGAAGGCGGCGGCCAGUUCGAGGUCAUGGUCCCGCGCCCGCGCACCGACCUCUACAUGAACCUCCCCGCGCUCAAGAAACUCGACGCCAUGCUCCUCGCCAUGAUUGACGGGUUCAAGGGGACGGAGUUCUGGUACGUGGACAGGGGGGUUAUGGUCGAAGACAGCGGGGGGCCAUUCCCGUCCUCCUCCUCGUCAUCGUCUUGUGGCCGGCCGUCGGUGCGGCAGGAGGAGAAGUGGUGGUUGCCCUGCCCACGAGUGCCACCCAAGGGGCUGUCCGAGGAUUCGAGGAGGAAGCUGCAGCAAAGCAGGGAUUGUGCAAACCAGAUACUGAAAGCAGCCAUGGCGAUUAACAGCGAUGUGCUCGCAGAGAUGGAAAUCCCCGAAAUGUACCUGGAGACACUGCCCAAGAGUGGUAAAUCUUGCUUGGGUGAGAUAAUUUACCGAUACAUAACAGCUGAGCAGUUCUCACCAGAAUGUCUACUGGAUUGCUUGGAUCUAUCAUCGGAACACCACACACUCGAAGUGGCAAACAGAAUAGAAGCUGCCAUCCAUGUUUGGAAACUGAAAGGCCAAAAAAAUUCGACACCUCAAGCCAGAUCAAAGAAAUCUUGGGGUGGAAAAGUGAAGGGUCUUGUCGGAGAUAAGGAAAAGAGCCACACUUUGUCUGAAAGAGCUAAUGGUCUAUUGCAGAGCCUAAGAUUGAGAUAUCCUGGUCUGCCACAAACCUCCCUUGACAUGAACAAGAUCCAGUAUAACAAGGAUGUUGGGCAGUCCAUACUUGAAAGUUACUCAAGGGUUCUGGAGAGCUUGGCAUUUAACAUAAUUGCAAGAAUUGAUGAUGUGAUAUAUGUUGAUGAUGCUACAAAGAAAUCUGCUGCUGCCGAGUCUGUUUCGAUCUUCAAUCGUGGCACCGGUGUGCCAAUUCAGAAGAGGAUCUCUCUAAGCCCAUUCUCUAUUCAGAAUACGCCAUAUGCCUCUCCAUUCGCAACACCCACUUUCUGCUCCUCCACCCCAGUUACAUGCAGCCCUGGAAGAGUACAGCCCCCGUUAAACAAAACCAAUCUAGGAAGGCCAGAAAUCAAGGUCGAGAAGCUUUUUUCUGGUGAUCUAGAGAAGGUCUGGACAUAUGCUGGAAACCUGAGCGCUAGGAAAGACGCUGGCGAUGCUCCCGAGAGAGACUGAUGGGCGAUGGAGGAAGGUAGACUUGUUAUGGAAACAUUAUCGCUAUUUAGCAGCGUACUCGUUCGUGUUUAUACUGCGAGGCUGGGUUCAUCAGCAAGUGACUGAAUUCCUCCUGCUGCUGCUGCUGCUGCUGCUUUUUGUCGCUGAAGGUGUUGGUCUGCUGCCUGUUAGUUUUUGUAUAUGCAUGUUAAUGAAUUUGAUCUGGCCCUCUUUAAUGCUCACUACUAUUGUACUGAGAGUUGCUGACCACAUCUGAGCAGACCCAGUUUCCUCCGGUUCAUCUGCCAGUGAGCUCUGCACAGCAGUCGACUGCAGAAAGGCGAUCCAGAUGAGAUCUAGAUGAGAACUAGAUGUGUCAAAUGAUAAAACGGUACGACAUUUGUAUAUUGCGGGUAAUCAAUCCAAUUGACAAAUCGUCAGAUCUUUUCUCUCUUUGCUCUGUACUGUACUAUGACUACUAUCGAGGGCUUGAAUGAACCUCUAGAGAUAAUUGUUAACGGCUCAAAUUGGCUGUAGCUGUUUUAAACGCACUA